AUGAAAAAAAGUGAAAAGAAUAAUAUGCAAAAGCAGCAAAGCAAAAAGCAGCAAAGCAAAAACAGCAAAGCGAAAACAGCAAAACAAAAACAGCAAAACAAAAGCAGUAAAGCAAAAGCAGCAAAGCAAAAGCAGCAAAGCAAAAACAACAAAGUGAAA
This is a messenger RNA of Racocetra persica, 159 nucleotides long. Lineage: Eukaryota; Fungi; Glomeromycota; Glomeromycetes; Diversisporales; Gigasporaceae. The record is from the annotation of a GenBank genome assembly.